AUGAAGAUCUCAAAUGUACUGUGUUCGAGAACUGCAGUUGUAAAUCGAUUCACCCAACGAAGCCACAACUGUGGCCAACUACGAAUACAAAAUGAAGGUAAGAAUAAGAUAUUCGAACGUAAAUAAUACCUCCAGGAAACAGAGUGCUGCUGAAGGGAUGGGUGUCUUAUAAGAGGUACAAUAAAUUCUUUGUUCUCAAGGAUUCUUAUGGAACGGUCCAAAUUCUUACGCCAGAGAAGAUGUCCGGCUUCAUGAAAGACGUUCCCCAUGAAUCUGUGGUUGCUGUGGAGGGCGUUGUAAUUAACAGAGGAGAAAAUAGUAACAAAAGUAUGGCAACUGGAGACAUUGAGGUGCUGGCUGAAGACAUUCAAGUUCUCAAUCUCGCCCCGGUCAAUCUGCCCAUUCAUUCCAAAGUAGAUGCGCAGGAACAAACUAAACUAGCAAACAGAUUCCUUGAUUUGAGAUCAGAAAGAAUGCAAAAGAAUCUUCGGUAGGAAAUCCCGCAAUUGAAUAUACUUUGUUAGAUUACGAUCUCAAUUAAUACAUGAAUUUCGGAAGAUAUUGGUCGAAAACUGUGGAUUCGUCGAUGUUGAGACUCCAAUCUUGAGCCAGUGGACACCUGGAGGUGCUCACGAGUUUAUUGUGCCCUCCGGCAAGAUCAGAGGUCACUUCUAUUCGCUCCCUCAAAGUCCUCAAAUUUUCAAACAACUUCUUAUGGUUGGUGGUGUUGACAGAUACUUUCAAAUCGCUAAAUGUUUCCGCGAUGAGGGAUCAAUGCAAGAUCGACAGCCGGAAUUCACCCAGUUGGACUUAGAGAUGUCAUUUGCUGGACAGGAAGACGUUAUUGGCCUAGUCGAGGAACUCAUCCGAUCAUCAUGGCCCGACGUUCUAACAGAUUACGUUCCGCAGACCCCUUUUAAAAGAAUGACUUAUGAACAAGUGAUGAGAGAAUAUGGAACCGACAAGCCUGACCUCAGAGUACCAUGGAAAAUAUUUGAUUGCACUCAGGCUAUGAGCUCAAGUCCGCUGAAGACGUUUGAAGAUUGGAAAUGUCAAGCAUUUAUAGCCAAAGGGGCCGUUAAUUAUGAAGAUAAAUUCAGAAAAAGAGAAUGGAAGAGACUCAUCCAGAUGAAACAUGAUAACGCCAAGUGGAGAGCGGUGAAUCUGCACAAAGAGAAUCCAUUUAAAAACUUUGAUGCAGAGUCCUUUAUACAAAUUAAUGGAGUUCGAGAAAAUGACAUAGUCGUAUUCAGGUAAGUUACUUUGGUUUGUAUGUGGUUAUUUCAACGAUUAGGCUACAAAAUUCAAAAAUUUCAGUUGGGGAAAAUUAGAAACAUGUCAGGAAACAUUGGGAACGUUGAGAAACUUUGUUGGAGAAGUCGGCGGGAUGAGAUCAAAAGGGUUUGAAUGGCUGUGGGUAGUUGAUUUCCCAUUGUUUUGCAUCGAAGAUGACCAACUCCAAAGUUCCCAUCAUCCUUUUACGGCGCCAAUUUCUGAAGAUUUGGACAAAUUAAAGGAUAAACACGAUUUAACGAAAAUCCGAGCUCAACAUUAUGAUCUAGUUCUGAAUGGAUCUGAACUGGGAGGAGGUUCUGUUCGAGUCCACAAUUGCCUCCUUCAGAGACACAUAAUCGAAAUUCUCCAACUACCGAUUGAACCUUUGGUAUUUCCCAACGUUAUGAUCUUAUAUAUUACAUUUCAGGAAGGAUUUCUGCAAGCUCUAUCUAUGGGGGCCCCUCCUCAUGCUGGAUUCGCCUUAGGAAUUGACCGUUAUAUUGCUUUACUGGCAGCUGAGGGUGAUUCGACGGCGUCAAUUCGAGAUGUGAUCGCGUUUCCAAAAACAAAAGAAGGACGCUGUCUGACAACAGGAGCCCCAAGUAUACCUCCCGAAUAUGUACUAGACAGAUAUUCAAUCAAGGUCUCUGAGGAUGCCAAGGAAGAAAAAGGAUAUUAG
Molecule: messenger RNA, 1954 nt
Organism: Bursaphelenchus xylophilus (pine wood nematode)
Lineage: Eukaryota; Metazoa; Nematoda; Chromadorea; Rhabditida; Aphelenchoididae
Source: the annotation of a GenBank genome assembly